AUGUCGGAACCAACUGCUAAAAAGGCAAAACUGAGGAACUACAAAGAAGAUUUUAUCAUGUUUGGUUUUGUAUCUGUAGACUCAAAACCUAUGUGUUUUGAAUGUGAUGCCAUCAUGACAAAUCAUUCUAUGAAGAAAGUUAAGCUGGGACAGCACCAGAAAUUAAGGCAGCCAUCAUCUGUUCGUAAAGGCAGGGAAUAUUUUGAGGAUAAAAAUAAAAUACAGCCAAUGAAACUACCCAACUUUGUAAAGAAGAUAAAUACUGAAAAAGCAAAAAAUAAAAUUUGGUCUCUGAAAUUAUUGCCAAGGUUGCAGCAUCUCAGAUUUAUGGUUGAGGAUAGCACAAUUCAUAACCAAGCUAUCCUUCUAGUCUAUGUCAGAUUCAUCCAUGAAGAUGAUAUAAGGGAAGAAAUGUUAUUCAUUAAAAGUUUAUCAGAAACUAUUAAUGGAGAAGAUAUAUUCAAUGAAGUAAUGCAGUAUUUUAAUGAUAGAAAUAUUCCAUUGACUAAUUGGAUCAACAUUGCAUCAGAUGGAGCUGCAGCCAUGACUGGAAAAGUGAAAGACUUCGUUUCUAAAAUGAAAUCAGUUUCUCCACACACUUUUUAUAUACAUUGCGUUAUCCACAGACAGCAUUUGGUUGCUAAGAAUAUUGGAGGACACAUGGAAGAAAAAUAA
This is a messenger RNA of Octopus bimaculoides (California two-spot octopus), 675 nucleotides long. Its product is annotated as protein ZBED11-like. Lineage: Eukaryota; Metazoa; Mollusca; Cephalopoda; Octopoda; Octopodidae. The record is from RefSeq and is a predicted model, not a curated record.